CGCCCCCGGAGCCCCUGCCCGCGUGGGCUGAGCAGUUUUCCCCGGAGAUGCAGAGGUGGUACCAGUUGGCGCUGGCCGGAGGGCGGGACGCGUCAGAGAUACAGCCUCCCGGCACCGUGCAGCAGCCGACCCUGCCGCCUCCUUUGGAGGAGCUAUGCGGCAACAUGUCCCUCCAUGAGUCCCUCCCAGACCUACGUCACGGCAACUUCAGCUGCACCAAAAUCGCCCACUACAACAUCUACGUGCGCAUGUGCAUCGCUAAGUGUCACGUGGGCUACCAGACCGAUGACGCAGGCCUGCUGUUCUGCAACCGCGGCCGAUGGGCGCCGAUCCAGCCCGAAGUCGUGUCGACACUCGUCGGCGUCGGUCGGGCUGCCGACACGAUGCCGAACACCGACCCUCGGGCGUUACAGUACCUCGGUAUUCCCGACGAAAUUUACGCCGACGUGGCUUUAAACAUUCUAGUGAAGCUUGACCAAGUUCCAAAUCUUUCUGUCGUAAAGUCAUAUCUAGACAUGAUCUCGCUGGACAACAUCAUCGACUUUGACAUGAUGCGGCAGAUGCUGAUCUGGGUUGGUCCAGAUGUCGAGGAAAAGAUCGCCAACCUGGACUUCCUGGACGUUCUGUCUCACCUAGAGACCUUUGGCGCGUCCAGGCGACCGGUUUGCAGAACUGUGGACUGUGGAAGGGGAUUUGAGAAUCUAGCUCAUGGCCGAGUGAACAGCAGCACAACCACGUACAUGUCAGAGGCCAGAGUGGUCUGUGAGCGAGGCUACCUGCCCCGGCACCCUGUACUGACGUGCACGGCUUCGGGACAAUGGGACAAACCCGCACUGUGCGAUCCAGGUAGGGCGUUAUUUAUGUGAUUAGAUGUUACAAGCAGGAGUGGUCUGUGAGCGAGGCUACCUGCCCCGGCACCCUGUACUGACGUGCACGGCUUCAGGACAAUGGGACAAACCCGGACUGUGCGAUCCAGGUAGGGCGUUAUUUAUGUGAUUUAAUGUUAGAAGUCAGAGUGGUCUGUGAGCGAGGCUACCUGCCCCGGCACCCUGUACUGACGUGCACGGCUUCGGGACAAUGGGACAAACCCGGACUGUGCGACCCAGGUAGGGCGUUAUUUAUGUGAUUAAAUGUUAGAAGCCAGAGUGGUCUGUGAGCGAGGCUACCUGCCCCGGCAAACUGUACUGUCGUGCACGGCUUCAGGACAAUGGGACAAACCCGCACUGUGCGACCCAGUAACCUGUAACCCACCUGAGGACCCCCCGCACGGCUCGUACCUGUGCCAUGGUCACGUGUUCUCAGACCGCUGUGACGUCAGCUGUGACGUGGGGUACGUACCGGAAACUAACGAUACUCUGGGCUGCAGCUGGACCGGAAACUGGACCAACUUUCGUAGCGGGAACACGACGGAGAUGGAAAAUGCUUUAU
Messenger RNA from Branchiostoma floridae (Florida lancelet), 1428 nucleotides. RefSeq lists its product as uncharacterized. The transcript is spliced from 5 exons. Bases 48 to 866 code for a protein of 272 amino acids. Lineage: Eukaryota; Metazoa; Chordata; Leptocardii; Amphioxiformes; Branchiostomatidae. The record is from RefSeq and is a predicted model, not a curated record.